Micropterus salmoides (largemouth bass) is the source of this 1148-nucleotide messenger RNA. RefSeq names its product cdkn1a interacting zinc finger protein 1b (gene ciz1b). Gene Ontology annotation, cellular component: nucleus. The record is from RefSeq and is a predicted model, not a curated record. Bases 649 to 1086 code for a protein of 145 amino acids. NCBI's taxonomy places the organism in Eukaryota, Metazoa, Chordata, Actinopteri, Centrarchiformes, Centrarchidae. The transcript has 7 exons. Gene Ontology annotation, molecular function: nucleic acid binding; zinc ion binding.
AUGUUACUAUUAAACAGUAGUUUAAUGUUAUAAGUGAGUUAAACACAUUAUAACCUUGUUAAAUAUUUAAAAACUAAGGGAUAGUAAAAUAAAACAAAAUGAAAUUUCAUAAUAUGUAUUUUAUUUUACCUAAAAAACCAUGAGACAUGUCUUUCUCUAGUUAAAGUUGCUCCUGUGCAAUAAAUCGGUUAUGUCAAUAGAGGGCGAUAGAGAGCAAAAAGUGUGUGUAUUCAGAGUACGUACACACACCGAAAAUCCACACACAUUUUCGAUUUUGGCAUCUUUUUGAGGACCUCUCUGAAACUUUGAGAGAAGCAUAUAAACAGACUCUGGAGGCCAUUACAGUGAAAAUAAAGUGAGGACCGGCCUAAAUGUCCUCACUUUGCAAAAUGGUCCUCACUCCAAAGGUUAAAAACCCUUGCUUGUCCUCACAAAGAUAGCUGUACAAACACACACACACACACACUGCAGGACAGGGGGCGUCGGCCUGACACGCGGCGCUGGUGCGACACCUGUCAGAUUCACUUCAGCGGUGAUGUCAUCGUCCAUCGACGGACAAAAAAACAUAAGGUGUGUAAGCAGCUGUGUCGUCCCUUCUGUCCCGUGUGCAGACGCCACUUCAGGACUCCCAGGAAGUUUGUGGAGCACAUGAAGUCUGCGGAGCACAAGCAGCAGGUGCUCCUGGAGGAGGCUCAGGAGGAGGAGCUGAUCACUGUGGACGCUGUCGGCUGCUUCAAGGGAGAGGAGGAGGAGGAGGAGGAGGAUGAAGAACAAGAGGUGGAAGUAGCUGAUGAAGAAGAGGAGACUGUGUCGGAGGAAGCACACGAGGAGGGAUAUGACCCCGACACCACCUACGGAAGUGGCUUUGUGGUUCCUGUUUCUGGCUUCGUGUGUCGACUCUGUAACAAGUUCUUCUACAGAGAGACGACAGCGCGACACACACACUGCAGGACACGCACACACUACCUCAACCUGCAGAGUCACAGACCUCAGCAGAGACCUGAAGACGAGGACCGAACCGCUCAGACUGUGUCCCACAAUGCAUCUGUGUAUCCAGGUGAUGCACCGACGAUGACAUCACUGUGAUGUUUUAUUGUUCUGCCGCCGCAGAAACUAAUUAAAACUCCCAUUAAAAGAGUACAAACGCG